ACGAUCGAGACGCACGGCCUGGCGGCAUUUUCAGUGAGCGCGCGAGCGGCAAACGGUAAACAACAGCUGCUGCCAACACAGAGAGGCAAACAAAACCAGCAAUAAAACGAGCCACAGCGAAAACAAAAAAGCAAACACAAUUUUUCGAAUAAAACUUUUGCCAACAUCGACCGCUGACCUGGAAGACGUCAACACACUUGAUGCAGCAGUGGCAUUGCAGCCAGUAGAAGAAAAACACUUUGUGAGACUGCGAAUCUUCGGUGUGACAAAUUGAAUAAUUACGCAAAUUGCAAAGGAGACAACGAGAGCGCAAGAGAGAGAGAGAGAGGAAGAGAUAGAGAGAGCGAGAGCGAGACAGAGGAAGGGGUUGGUAAUUGGUAACUGUGCCAAUUUGGAGACUCAGAAGUGCAUAAAGCGAAUCUGGCGAACACGAAGUCAACAUGAGCAUUGCAUAACUGAAUCGAUCUCAAAGAAGAAGAACAAGAACAACAAGAAUAAGAACAAGAGCAAACACAUUAUUUUACGAUGAGUGCGGCUGGCUUUCUGGAUGCGCAGUCAGCGAGCGUGGCGAGUGCCGCACGACAGAAGGCGGCAGAGAAGCGACGUCGCAGCUACGGCCAUGCUGCAGGCAUUCAUGGUCACAGCCGCGGUCGCAGUCGCAGUCGCAGCAGCAUUGGCAGCGUCAGCGCUGUGCUCUACAAAUCAUUUCGAGAGCGCUUCAUGAGUGCCAGCGGCGGCAGCAGCAGCGGCGGCGAUGGCAACUAUCGUGUGCUGCGACAGCGCGAUGCGGAGGCUGGUCGCAUGGAUAAUGAGUUGAGUUCAAAUGCCAGUUCAUCGGAUGGGGAGUUGAGUCAGCUAAGCAGCAGAAGCAGCAGUGUCGAUGAUUUGUUUGCCAACGAAACCGAACGUCGCACGUGGCGCCAAAAGUUGCCAGAACGCAGUCAGCGCAGCAAACGAAAAGUUGACAGAGGAAGACUUAAGAACCUGGUGUAUUCCAAGGAGAAGAAACGCCGCGUGCGGAUCAUCUUGAGCAUUGUUGCUGCCAUCGUAGCCGUAGCCCUGGUGGCUACUAUGAUCGUGUUCAUUGUGGGCUCUGGAGAUGAUGACAAGCCUGCUGACAAUACUGGGGAUAAGGGCAUUAAUCUGGAGGAUGUGCUCACUGGUCAAUUAUAUGCGAAACGUUUCAAUGGCAGCUGGAGCAAUGGCAAUUCAGUGAUAUACAAAGAGCUUUCGGACAUUGUCGAGUUGGAUACUAAGACGCUAACGGUCACAAAACUGAUGACCAAUGCAGCGCAAUAUGUGCUCUAUGAGAAAUCCGCUGAUGGACAAUUCCUGCUGCUGGCUAAGAACUACAAGAAGAACUUCCGCUACAGUUUCUUGGCUCAAUACGAUAUCUAUAACAUCAGCUCGGGCAAUAUUUCCUCACUCACCAUUCAGAAUGAGCCGGUCUUUCUCAGCAUGGUCCAAUGGUCUCCGGUGGGAAAUGCGCUGAUCAUCAACUUUGAGCGUAAUCUCUACUAUAAGAAGGGUGCUCUGGAGCGUGAAAUUGCCAUCACAACCAAUGAGGAUGGCAUCUUUUUGCACGGCAUUCCCGAUUGGGUCUAUGAGGAGGAAGUGUUCAGCUCGAAUGUGGCAACCUGGUUUAAUCCAUCGGGCACUCAGAUCGCCUUCAUUCAGUUUGAUGAUUCACCGACGCAUGUCAUUAAUUUCCCCUACUAUGGCGAACCUGGCGAUGUGCGCUUCCAGUAUCCGUUGCAUCAGGAAAUUCACUAUCCCAAGGCGGGUUCAUCCAAUCCGCGUGUUGUGCUCUACAUGGCUGAUCUCGAGAGCGCGUUGGCUGGUAGCCCAGACUUCCUUACUCCGAUGCCAAUUCCGAGCGCUCUGAACACUGAAACCGAUUACAUUGUCACCGUUGUCAGUUGGCUGGAUGACAAUAACGUGCUCUCCAUUUGGAUGAAUCGUAUUCAAAACGCCGCCUAUGUUGUUACCUUCGAUGGACGCGGCCGCAAGCGGCUGUAUAGCAAGACGUCUGAAACGGGCUGGGUGGAUCUGUACACAGCACCAUUCAAGAAUCGCAAUGGCUCCCGCUUGGCCUUUGUGCUGCCGCAUGAGAACUACAAGCAUUUGCAGCUGCUGCCAACAGAUGGCAGCACUAAUGUACAGCUGGAGCCGUUGACCAGCGGUAAAUUUGUGGUGGACAGCAUUCUCCACUGGGAUGGCACGCAUGACGUCAUCUUCUACACGGCCAACACGGAAAAGAACCCCGAGCAGCUGCAUCUGUAUGCGAUACGUGCGGUGGCAUCCACACGUAAGCAGACCCCCAGUUGUCUCACAUGCAAACUGAUGACAUCGGGAAACGUGGAGCAAACGUACUACUCGGCCAUCUUCAAUGACAAUAAUCAAAUUGUGAUUAGCUCCCUGGGACCAGGCAUACCCACAACAGCCAUCUACGAGUGGAGCUAUAGCAACUCUCAAGUGACGCUGAAGAAGCUGCUGGAUUGGGAGACCAAUGAUGUGUUGCGCAGCAAGCUGCAGGGCGUGUCACUGCCCUCGCAUCAGAUACUAACGGUAAACAUCGAUGGCGGAUUCCAGGCCAAGGUGCUGCUGCAACUUCCUCCCAAUUUGGAUACCAGCGGCAACACAAAGUAUCCCAUGCUGGUCGAUGUCUAUGGCGGACCUGAUUCUUACUCCGUGACCGACAAGUGGAUGAUGGACUGGGGCACUUAUCUUACCUCAAAUCAAUCUGUGAUCUAUGCCAAGAUCGAUGGACGCGGCUCCGGACUGCGUGGCGAGACGCUGUUGCAUGCCAUCUAUAUGCAAUUGGGCACAGUGGAAAUCAACGAUCAGAUCACAGUCACACAAAAUUUGACACAGUUGUAUAAGUACAUUGAUGCUGAUCACAUUGGUAUUUGGGGAUGGAGUUAUGGUGGCUAUGCGGCAGCCAUGGCGCUGGCCAAUGAUGAAAAUGGCGUCUUCAAGUGCGCCGCCUCCAUUGCACCUGUUACCGAUUGGACUUAUUAUGAUUCCAUUUAUACGGAACGUUAUAUGAAUGUGCCAGAGGCUAAUGAGGCUGGCUAUGCCAAGUCUAGGCUGAGCACACGAGCCCAGCAACUGCGGGGCAAGAAAUACUUGCUCGUCCAUGGCACAUCCGAUGACAAUGUGCACUACCAGCAGUCCAUGAUUCUGGCCAAGAAUCUGGAGCGUCACGACAUUCUCUUCAAGCAGAUUAGCUACGCUGACGAGGAUCAUGGACUGGCCAAUGUGCGUCCGCAUUUAUAUCAUUCGCUGGAUCGUUUCUUUGGCGAAUGCUUUGCCAGCAGUCGUCUCGCGAAGAGCGCCAAAUAAACAUCUCUAUUUCAAUAAGCAUCUAAAAAUAAUAACUUUUAAAGCUUGCAAGCAGAAUUCAAUUAAAUUAAAUUAUUCAAUGACGAUGAGCUAAACUAAUUGGUACUUAAAAAGUUGCAUUUCCAUUAAACAUAACAAAAAAAGAAAAACAAGUUUUAAAUCAAAGCAAUUAAUUAAAAAUGUAGUUACACAUUAAAAGUAAAAAAGAAAAUGCUUCACAAGAAAACCAAACUAAUGCAGGUCCAAAAGUGUUAUAAGAUAACUUGGAACAAUAAUAUUUGAAAUUGCAUUUUAAGACAUUUUAAGCAUAUUACAAAAUAACGAAAUGGAUACAAAAAUAUUUAUACAAUUAUUAACUACCUAGCGUACAGACCUUGUCUGACAUUGUAGUUAGCGCCUGUUAAAUAGAAAUUCAAGAAAACUGAGGAAUAUUAUAAAACUAUUUCACAAACAAAUCGCAAACAAAAAUGUAGAUACAAUUAAUUCUUAGAAAACUAUUCAAAACAUUUUAUAAACUCUUUGCUCAAAUUCGAUGCUAGUGAAAGUAAUCUGCUUAAAAUUUUGUGAUGCCCUUGCAUACUUAGUAUAACCAUAUAAAUCAUAUAUCAAAUAUUUCAAGCAAGCACUAUAAAGUACUAUAAAUCGGUAUCGCAAGGGUAUUAGAUGACUAUAACUUCGGCUCCGACCGGAGAGAGCUGAAUCGACAGGUGUUCUCUUAUAUAACUAAGAUUAUCUCCUGUACAUUGCGCCAGCUGAAAUUCAUAGCUUGUAGUUUGUUCUAGCUUUUUAAUUUGCCACAUUGUAAAAAACAAAACAAAACGAAAACUUGUAAAUAAAUAGUUGUUAAAUGGCUUUUUGUAAAUUAGAUGGAAAUUGUGUAUAGGCAACAGUUAAAAAGGCAAACUAUUAAAAUAAAUUAUGAAAAACAAAAACAAUUC
Messenger RNA from Drosophila nasuta, 4283 nucleotides. It is a transcript of the gene ome, whose product is annotated as dipeptidyl peptidase 4 omega. The record is from RefSeq and is a predicted model, not a curated record. The transcript has 10 exons. Lineage: Eukaryota; Metazoa; Arthropoda; Insecta; Diptera; Drosophilidae. Gene Ontology annotation, cellular component: plasma membrane. The coding region runs from base 526 to 3345 and encodes 939 amino acids. Gene Ontology annotation, molecular function: dipeptidyl-peptidase activity; serine-type peptidase activity. Gene Ontology annotation, biological process: proteolysis.